UUUCGUAUCCGUUACGUAACUUUUCUUCUCCGCGGUGAGCUGUGACCCGAAAGAGACUGCGCCGCGGGUACCUUCGUAUUCCCAGGACCCGCGCUCUGGCGUUCGCUGGAAGCGUUUCUCAGUGGCUUUUUCUCCAGUAUUUUUUCCAGCCUCUUUGGAACCCGGGAAAUGAGGAUUUUAAUUUUGGGAUUGGAUGGUGCGGGGAAAACCACAAUUUUGUACAGAUUGCAGGUCGGAGAAGUCGUCACCACUAUUCCUACCAUCGGAUUUAACGUAGAGACGGUGACAUACAAAAACCUGAAAUUCCAGGUGUGGGAUUUGGGAGGACAGACGAGUAUCAGGCCGUACUGGAGAUGCUACUACUCCAACACAGACGCGGUCAUUUAUGUGGUGGACAGCUGUGACCGGGACCGGAUCGGCAUCUCCAAGUCGGAGCUGGUCGCCAUGCUGGAGGAGGAGGAGCUGAGGAAGGCCAUCCUGGUGGUGUUCGCCAACAAGCAGGACAUGGAGCAGGCCAUGACGCCGUCGGAGAUGGCCAGCGCCCUGGGCCUGCCCGCCCUGAAGGACCGCAAGUGGCAGAUAUUCAAGACCUCGGCCACCAAGGGCACCGGCCUGGACGAGGCCAUGGAGUGGCUGGUGGAGACGCUCAAGAGCAGGCAGUAGCCGGGUCGUCUG
Fukomys damarensis (Damara mole-rat) is the source of this 675-nucleotide messenger RNA. RefSeq names its product ADP ribosylation factor like GTPase 1 (gene Arl1). NCBI's taxonomy places the organism in Eukaryota, Metazoa, Chordata, Mammalia, Rodentia, Bathyergidae. Gene Ontology annotation, biological process: vesicle-mediated transport; intracellular protein transport. Gene Ontology annotation, molecular function: GTP binding; GTPase activity. The transcript is spliced from 6 exons. Gene Ontology annotation, cellular component: Golgi apparatus; cytoplasm. The record is from RefSeq and is a predicted model, not a curated record. Bases 169 to 663 code for a protein of 164 amino acids.